CUAUCUUAGAAGCAGUAGGCGGUGAUGUGAUGUGUCUCGUGAUCCACCCUGGCUGAACCUUAAACACUGAGGUCGCUGUUUCCCUCCCACACCAACGCAGCAAACAAAGACAGUGCAAACAUCAGAAGCUGGGAUGUGAGAGUGGGUGAACCCAAGCUUUUGUAAUGUGCCACUCUGGGAUUUUAAUUCAGAGGAAAAGUUCGGAUUCAGAAUGCAAAUUCAGCAGCAAUUUCCAAUCACAGAUAUUACUGCUUUGUGUGGAAGGUGAUGCACAAGAGCAUGUUUCCUAGACACAAGCAUAAUCUGCAUUAAUAAUUGCAGAACAGUUGUUGUCAAGAGGAAUAUCAUUUAAAUUCCAAUUUCAUCAAUCUAAAUGAGAGACGUCCAUCCCUGGACCUCAUGAGCAUGUGUCCAGCAGGUUUUAGAGGUUUCUUUGCUUCUUACCUGAUGAUUAGCAGCCUUCUCCAGAGCUUGAUGGUGUUCUGAACAGAUAUUUUUUUUUCUGAGAAUGUUGGAUAAUUGUGUUCAAGUCAAAAUGAACUUGAUUCUAUUAAUCCUAAUAUGUUUUUUUUUCAGUGUUGCAUAAAUUCUCUGAAGGUGUCUCUAGCAUGUUGCAUUGCUGAGAUUAUGAUGGAUGAAUCCAGUGGUAACCCUGAAGAAAUUACAAUGGUGAAGGGGUGGCACGAUGACCCUGCACAGCAAGUUUCUGCGUGGAGCUUGAAUGAUCUUUUUGUGUGCUGCCAUGGGAUUUCUUUCUUUAUUUUUUUCCUGUGUCCUGUCUGGCUGUGAAGCAAACAGAAUGCUGGUGACAAGCCUUACAGAUUUUACUCUCAGGUGGAGCAUCAAAGAAUUUGCUUUUAAUGUCAUGCCAUCAAUGCCAUCAAUUGUCCAAGCGCUUUCUGCAUGUUUGUUUUUGCAAGCGGAAUUACUGCUCCUUGCGGAAGACCACAGACGAAGGACGAGGUUAAGAACAGGGGAAGUACUGCCGCCUACAGGUCUGGCAUGUCCUUAACAACGUAUUUAUCCGGGUACGUGUGGACAGUGUCACAAUGGGUGUAGCUAACCGCUCUGAGUUUUCCUGUUUGCAGGUGGGUGCGCCCGGAGAGCAGCUGCUGCAAAUUCCCUCAUCAGCUCGCAGGGGAUUUAAGGAGCGGUGUGACAAUUCACCAGUGCUGGAUGAUUACUCACAUUGGGUAGUUUACUACAGCUCUAGACCUGUUUCGGAUUAUUCUGCAUCCUGUUCUGCCUGUUUUAAGCCUCGUCAUCAUCUGUCCCGUUCCUCCAUUCUCCCGCCCAGGUACUCUCAUCAUCUGCCUGUUACCAGCUCUUCAACCUGCACUCUCACCAGUUACUACCCGGAGCCUCUGGAUCUCCUGCCCACCAGCCACACCGCUUCUCUUGGCCGCCUGCUCUCCUGCGCUCACCUGCCCACUCUUGGAACCGGUGCUCAGCUCCCAGCCUCCUCCACCAGCUACCACUCAGACCUGACACGCCCUCCUCUCCGCGCUCCACUACCUUCCUGGAAUCCAACGCUGCCAGAACCGUCCCCCUCCGACGUCUCCCCAGCCUCAUCAACCUCAAUAAAUUAUAUAUUAUUUUACUCACCUUGUCUCUUUCGUGAUUCUGCAUGUCGUGGGUCAAAAGACUCGACCACACCAUGACAGAAUCAUCCAGCCAAAACACAGACCCACUCGCUGAAUCACAUCCGCCUGAUCUCGCCACAACUCUGU
Molecule: messenger RNA, 1730 nt
Organism: Nothobranchius furzeri (turquoise killifish)
Lineage: Eukaryota; Metazoa; Chordata; Actinopteri; Cyprinodontiformes; Nothobranchiidae
Source: RefSeq, a predicted model, not a curated record